This is a messenger RNA of Colletotrichum phormii, 822 nucleotides long. RefSeq lists its product as uncharacterized. The record is from RefSeq and is a predicted model, not a curated record. The coding region runs from base 174 to 725 and encodes 183 amino acids. The transcript has a single exon. NCBI's taxonomy places the organism in Eukaryota, Fungi, Ascomycota, Sordariomycetes, Glomerellales, Glomerellaceae.
UAUUUAGUGGAUUGGGGAGAUGCCGAGAUUUUGGGGAUGUUUUUCGUUAUUCCCAGUCGCAUACACAUGACCGAGGAGCCUCGGCGUCAACACUCUCGACGUGCGUCAAUCUCAUCCGAACUUCAAUCACAUUCCGACACCCCCUGUCUACCCGCGUCUGCCUCCCUUCAGCGAUGUCCAGAUUGCAGCGUCUGCAGAAGACACAGCUCAAUCGGCACCUUGAAGGAAGGCUACGUAACUCAUGCAGUUACGACAAAUGGCUUCACAGUCCACCCACGAUUCACAGCCCCAGAGUCAAGAUCAAAGUUUUCAACAACUUCCUUCUCAUUACCCCCCAUUUUCUACUUAAAUAUGUUUUAUCCCCACCGACGGCUCCAUCAUAUACAAUUCAGAAAGGAAAAUAUCUCAAUCUACCAGGGUCGUCAGACCUCCCAUGCCAAACCUCGGCAUCACCAAAACGACUCGCCACAAGGGAGCGAGACGAGGUAGACGACGAGAGGGGCAGGUGGGAGAAGUCGCUCGUAGUAGAGCGACCGUUAUUACAUAUUAGUCCGACCGACCCUUCUCGUCACCCCAUAUCUCUCCCCCUCACCCUUCCUCAUCACCGUCAUCAGCUCCGCCAAAACAAUAAGUCCUAUGCAUAUCCACAUGGCAUCAUGGGUACUAUUUACAAGAACGGUAAUGGGAGUCCCAUUCAGGAAAAGAAAAAUAUUAUGUGUGAUUAGGUGUCAGGUCUCCGUUGCUUUAGAGACCGGUGCGGCGGAUGGUGCGUCCGCGGAACUGGGCGGGAGGCUGGAUGGGCGCGUUGUAACGCUUGGUGGG